AGAAGCACUUGGGGCUUAAACCCCAACAGAUGCCUAACCUGGAGCAGGAGUAUCACCUGAGUAUGCUGGUGGCAAAGAGAAACCUGAGGCAACAGACCAUUUAAUCUUAAUGUUCACUGCAGACAAAGCACUGUCAGGAGUGGAGGUGAAAAGAUCCGUUGACCUGCAGUGGCAGCAGGAGCCUUGCCAGCUACACUCACACCAGCUCUGGAAAGGAAGAGGAACUUGAUAUGUGUUUCCUUAAAUGAGACACCAUGGCCAGAUUCUUACAGGCCCUGCUGUUCCUGGUGCUCACAAUGGGCCUUGUGUCUAGAAGAGUCCAAGCCUGGGGUUCACCUAAGAUUGUGAGACCAUUCGAAGACAUCCCCAAAAACUAUGUCUAUGUGCAGCAAGCAGUCUGGUAUGCCAUGAAAGAGUAUAACAAGGCCAGCAGGGACCAGUACAGCUUCAGGGUAGUGGACAUCCUAAAAUCUCAAGAGCAGCUUACAGACAGUCUGGAGUACUAUGUUGAAGUAAAAAUUGCCCGAACAAUGUGCAAGAAAACUUUAGGGGACAACGAAAACUGCUUGUUUCAGCAUGAUCCUAAAAUGAAAAAGAACGUGUUUUGCAUUUUUAUUGUUAGAUCCAAACCAUGGAAGUUUGAACUUAAAAUGCUGAAGAAGCAAUGCAAAGAUAUCUAACCAGCAUCCAGAAUACCUUGUCAUUCUCAUUUUUCUUUAAAAUAAAUAAAGAUGCUUGCAAGAUGAUGGACCACCA
Molecule: messenger RNA, 756 nt
Organism: Meriones unguiculatus (Mongolian gerbil)
Lineage: Eukaryota; Metazoa; Chordata; Mammalia; Rodentia; Muridae
Product: cystatin-13
Exons: 4
Coding region: 255-680 (141 amino acids)
Molecular function (GO): cysteine-type endopeptidase inhibitor activity
Source: RefSeq, a predicted model, not a curated record